Messenger RNA from Ilyonectria robusta, 1062 nucleotides. RefSeq lists its product as uncharacterized. NCBI's taxonomy places the organism in Eukaryota, Fungi, Ascomycota, Sordariomycetes, Hypocreales, Nectriaceae. The transcript has a single exon. The record is from RefSeq and is a predicted model, not a curated record. The coding region runs from base 99 to 911 and encodes 270 amino acids.
UUCCAGUCCGCCUCCUCGAUGUUCAGGUCCUCAACAACUCUCCAUCACCAGCCUUGGGCCGCGCUCCUAAAAACACCCCCCCGAAAACAGUCACCGUCAUGUAUCUCUUCAAUCGCGCAAAGUACAGCUUCAUCGCGAAGUCUGCGGCAAAGCAACUGCUCAUAACCAAUUACGGUUCGCGUGCUUCAGCGUUCAAUAUCGACAACGACACCCUGAUGAUUUUAGAAUGGCGCUACCCCGGUCUAAAGCAUACGAAGGUGACAGCACAUCUGGUUGUGCGCGACUCUCCAUUCCAAAUCGUUCUACGGAAGCAAGACUGGGAACAGCCAAUUCGGUCUUGGUUAAUGACAUUUUCAGAGCAAGAGUUGCGUGAAAAUGGGAUCCUACAGUCACACCAAAAGAAAGUGGGCGAGAGCUCUAAGGGUGAGACCACACAACCUGGGGACGCGCCUGAAAGUAUUGUGGGAGCGUCAGAGAUUGUGUCAGAGCGAGAUUCGGAUACGGAAUCUGUAACAUCAAAAUCCUCAACCACCCAGCCCAGAUCUAGUACAGCAACAACCAUUUCUGUAUCUGGAGACUGCACGGGCGGGAACGAGAGUGAAAACGAGGACAGGAAUUUAAGGCCAGCUGAUGACAACGGAGAUGAGCAAGGAAAUGAGGAGGCUGAGAGCGACACUGUACAUGGAGAGAGGGGUUUACACAACGAGGGUGAAGCCAAAGGCAAUUGUUGCGAUCAACUCGACAGCGAAUCUGAAUGGCCCGAUAUUGAGAUCGUCUCGACGAAAUCCGAGGACAGCGACAUUGAUGACGAGGAGCAGGCAGACGCGUAUUGGACCUGGUCACCAGAACAACACCGAUGGUUUCACGAAAACGAGGACAAAUCUUUGGCAUGGUUUCCUCGACUCGUAUGACAAUGAUCCAAGCAUCCUACACUCAUUUAACCAGCUAGGUGGAGGCUGAGCAACUACGCGCUUGAAAUUGGACGGAUGGUAGUUGAGUGGCUUCAAAUGAUGGUUCAAGUCACCCUGAGCACAGAUGUUUUGUAUGAAUAUUGUAUUUUUU